Messenger RNA from Fusarium venenatum, 921 nucleotides. NCBI's taxonomy places the organism in Eukaryota, Fungi, Ascomycota, Sordariomycetes, Hypocreales, Nectriaceae. The record is from RefSeq and is a predicted model, not a curated record.
AUGUCAAAGGUUCUCACAGUCUUUGGAGCCACUGGCAAGCAGGGCGGCUCAGUCGUCCAGACCAUCCUCGCUGAUAAGAAGCUUUCGAGCGAAUUUACAGUCCGCGCUGUUUCCCGCGACAUCAACAAGCCUGCUGCAAAAGAGCUUGCAGCCAAGGGCGUUGAAAUGGUAGCGGCACGUGCCGACCUCUCCGACGCUUACUCUCUGGCUUCGGCUGUGCAGGGCUCUCACACUGUCUUUGUUGUGACCAACUUCUGGGAGACCAUGUCAGCCGAAACCGAAGAAUUACAGGGCAGAGCCGUGACCAAUGCUGCAAAGACCGCUGGCGUACAGCACAUAAUCUUUUCGGCGCUCUUGAAUGUGUCAGAAGCGAGUGGCGGUCGUCUGAAGCAUAUCGUUCAUUUUGACAGCAAAGCUCGCAUUGCUCAGUAUAUGCGCGAUAGCGGCGUGCCUUGCUCGUUCGUCUGUCCGGGUGCUUUCAUGGAUGAUUUUGUCCAGUACAUCCGCAAGAGCGGGGAUGACGAGUACAUCCUCGCGCUGCCUAUAGAUGGUGACAAGGCGCAGAUGCCUCUAUUUCUCGCCUCUUCUGACAUGGGCAAAUUUGUCAAGCUGGCUAUUGUAAACUACCCGAAAUAUGUCGGCAAGGAUAUCUUCGCCGCAGCUGGGUACUUGACUCCUAAUCAACUGAUGGCAGAGUGGUCUGAGGCAACGGGCAAGAAGGGCAAAUAUGUGCAGUUGCCAGAGGAUGUUUUCAAGUCCUAUAUGCCCCCUUCUGCUGCGCAGUUGAUCUAUGAGAAUAUGCUGCUUAUGCAAGAUCCGGGCUAUUUUGCCAUGGGCGAGCUGGCCCCAUUUCUCAAUGCUGUCGAUGAGAAGCCUAUGGCGUGGAAGGAUUUUGCCAGAGUCAACCAAGAUAAGUGGUAA